This is a messenger RNA of Naegleria fowleri, 459 nucleotides long. RefSeq lists its product as uncharacterized. The record is from RefSeq and is a predicted model, not a curated record. NCBI's taxonomy places the organism in Eukaryota, Heterolobosea, Eutetramitea, Acrasida, Naegleriidae. The transcript has 4 exons. The coding region runs from base 1 to 459 and encodes 152 amino acids.
AUGGCCCAACGAAGAAUCAUGAAAGAUCUGACUCAACUUCAACAAAAUCCGUUGGAGGGCAUACGGGCAGGACCAGUCGGAGAGGAUAUUUUUAAUUGGAAUGCCUACAUUGAUGGUCCCGCCGAUUCACCCUAUGAAGGAGGAGUCUUCAAAUUAAAAAUCAACUUUCCAGUAGACUAUCCCUUCACCUCUCCUAAAGUACACUUUGUUACACCUAUUUAUCAUCCCAAUGUAAAUACUGAUGGAAAGAUUUGUCUAACUAUAUUAGAUAAGGAAUGGAAUCCAGCAGUCAAUAUUUCUCAGGUUUUGAUGACAAUUCAAUUACUAAUGAAAGAACCCAAUCCAGAAAGCGCCGUUCUUCCAAGUAUUGGAAAACAGUACGAAAAUGACAGAGAGACAUUCAACAAGGAAGCAAGAAAACAUACCCAAGAGAAUGCUUUCAAUACCGUUGAAGAAUAA